AUGAAGAAUUUAUGUUCUUUUCUUCAGAUUAACAGAAAUAUGAAUCAAGGAAACCAAACCACCAUCUCUGAAUUCAUCCUCCUUGGUCUAUCCAACCAGGCUGAGAAGCAGAAACUCAUCUUUGUGCUUUUUCUGAGUAUGUAUCUGGUCUCUGUGGUUGGAAAUGGGCUCAUCAUUCUGGCCAUAGAAUUGGAUAUACAUCUUCACACACCCAUGUAUCUCUUCCUUGCCAACCUAUCAUUUGCUGACAUUUCCUCCUCUUCUACCUCAGUCCCCAAAAUGCUGAUGAAUAUUCAGACCAAAAGUCAAUCCAUCUCCUAUGAGGGCUGCAUCUCACAGAUGUACUUUUCUAUUGUAUUUGUUGUCGUUGAUAAUUUUCUCUUGGGGGUCAUGGCUUAUGACCGAUUUGUGGCCAUCUGCCACCCUCUGAAUUAUACAAUCAUCAUGCACUCCAGGUUCUGUCUUUUUCUCACUGUUUGCCCAUGGGUUCUCAGCAAUAUUGUUGCCCUGACACAUACUCUUCUAGCCAAUCAGUUGGUUUUCUGCAACCACAACACCAUCCAACACUUCUUCUGUGACUUGGCCCCUCUGCUCAAACUUUCUUGCUCAGAUGCAAUGAUCAAUGAACUUGUGAAAUUUAUUGUGGGUUUAUCAGUCAUCACCUUUCCCUUUGUCCUUAUCCUCUUCUCCUAUAUCUGCAUCAUCAGGAAUGUACUGAGAAUUUCAUCCACAGAAGGAAAAUGGAAGGCCUUUUCUACCUGUGGUUCUCACCUGACAGUCGUAAUACUCUUCUAUGGGACUAUUGUGGGGGUUUACUUUUUCCCUUCAUCCACUCACCCUGAGAAUACAGACAAGAUUGGUGCAGUACUCUUCACUGUAGUGACACCCAUGGUAAACCCCUUCAUCUACAGCCUGAGGAAUAAGGACAUGAAAGAUGCUCUGAGAAAGCUCAUCAAUAAAAGACAUUUCCUCCCUUUGAUGUCAUGAGCAUCAGAACUCUUUUGAUCUGCACAA
Molecule: messenger RNA, 1014 nt
Organism: Onychomys torridus (southern grasshopper mouse)
Lineage: Eukaryota; Metazoa; Chordata; Mammalia; Rodentia; Cricetidae
Product: olfactory receptor 1S1-like
Exons: 1
Coding region: 1-987 (328 amino acids)
Biological process (GO): G protein-coupled receptor signaling pathway
Cellular component (GO): membrane
Molecular function (GO): olfactory receptor activity; G protein-coupled receptor activity
Source: RefSeq, a predicted model, not a curated record